This is a messenger RNA of Spodoptera littoralis (African cotton leafworm), 1968 nucleotides long. The record is from the annotation of a GenBank genome assembly. Lineage: Eukaryota; Metazoa; Arthropoda; Insecta; Lepidoptera; Noctuidae.
AUGGCGCUACGGUUAAAAAAAGAUAUCAAGAAGGCCUCCUACUACGUGUGGUUCCUCGGUGCGCAAGAGUCGCGCGGCCUCAGAGGGGAGGAGUUUGCACUCCCUGCCAUUCGGAUACUGGAAGACAGAGCGAGGGACUUAGAGCCAUUUAAAGUUACGCUACAGGUAUCCCACAAAGGUCUGAAGAUAAUUCAGAAUGUCACAGCCAAGGGUAAACAGCAGACGAUCAAGCACUUUAUACCGCACGGCAGCAUCACCAGCGCUGUAGUACAGGCCGAUGUGGUGGCCUGUGUGUUGUUGCUGUACAACCCACUGACUGGCUGCCCUGUACAUGUCCAUGCUUACAGAUGCGACUCAGAUCACACAGCCGAGAUGUUGUACACCCACCUCCAAGCUCUAAUAGAGAGACCAGAAAACCAGAAGAAAUUCGCGGACAUCGAGCGCAAACUACAGAUGAGGGGGGCGCUGCCAUCGUCCAAGAAACCCCCAGAUUCAUCUCUUGGAAGUGAAGUCUCCAGAGAAUCGGAUUCAGGGAGCAACGAGGAGCGCUGUGUGGCUAACCUAUAUGACAGUUUAGCUGCCGAAUUGAAACAAAAGUUAUCUACAGGUAAACGGGGAUUAGGCAAAAGUCCUAUACUUCUUCCUCCUCGGGACUACGACACGGUGCACCGUCAGAAGGGGAACCUCUCUAACAUUGACACGCGGCGUUGCCUGAACCAGAACAUUGUUGGAGUGAAUGCCAGGCGUAAGCUGGAGUCUUCAGGAGGUAGCUCUGGUAUUGGGAGUGACCUCGCGCCGUCUCCAGAGAGGAAUGAGUACAGGCAGCAUGAUAAUCAUAGUACGAGCGAGGAGGACUGGGCGGAGAGUACAGCGUACAUGAUGCACGAAGCCUUCGACGCGUCUCCCCCGCGCCGCGCUGCCUCCCCCCGUCGUACAUCCCCCGCACGCCGCGCCCUCUCCCCGCGCAACUACGACCGAGGCUACCCCGAUGACUUCUCCGACCAGUUCCGCGACCAGCUCGCCCCCUUCCGCGACCAGACCUUCGAACGAAGAUUCCGUCACGAGUCACUUGAACGUGUCAAACCAGAAAAGCCAGUAGAGAAAUUCCAAGACGACACGAUCAACUACAGAAGACGGUACGUCGCUGAAACCAAACCAUCCAACAGGAGCAUUGACAGGGUCGAAGAUAGGAGGUUCGGUAAACUCCAAAGGGGUGCCAGCGAAGGUAGCCUUAAAAUCGCAGAAGCGUCCCCUAAAGACCGAUUCAACGUGGCCAAGGAAAAGUUCAUGAAUCUAGAACGGGAGAGGUUCAACAGGGAGCUGGAAGCGCACAUGGCAAUGAGGAGGAGCAUGCUGGAACGGAACAGUCGCUCAACUUCUUCCCCCGAGGAAGAAAGAAGGGACGAGCGUCAGGACCGACACAGAGACAUUAGCUCCCGGAGAGAGCCAGAGCGCUCUCAUCGCGAGUUGGAGCGCCACAGGGAGCCUGAGAGACGCAAGGACACGGACAGGAUGCGUGAGCUCGAGCCGACACACGCGAGGGAGCUGCCGCACAGGGAGAUGGAGCGACUGCCGCGCAUCGGCAGGAAGCGGGACGAUGUGAAGCGGUACGAGUACGGCGCCGAGGAAUAUCUCAACAGGAUCGAGCCGAAACCGCACAGAGACGAGUUUGACAGCUUCGACCGUAGGGGAAGAAGGGAGCUAGACAGACGCAUUGACGAGGACGAGAUUAUAGAACCAGUGAUUGAAGAUAGGAGGAGAGACUGGAACGACCGGCAGAGGGCGUUCAGUCGCUCCCGUCUGCUGGACGACCAGCGCCAGUCUUAUGUGGAGGGAGAUAGGGAGAGGUACUAUGACAGGGACUACAGAGAUUUCCGCGAGCUAGCUGACAGACAGCAGUCGAAGUUUCGGCACAGCUACGCGGAGCCGAUACCGCGGGGCCGGCUCGGCACUGUCCGGCCGUACUGA